Molecule: messenger RNA, 915 nt
Organism: Knipowitschia caucasica
Lineage: Eukaryota; Metazoa; Chordata; Actinopteri; Gobiiformes; Gobiidae
Source: the annotation of a GenBank genome assembly
AUGGGUGUCAGGAGGAGGAGAGUCCACAGGUGCAGUCGGAGGAGAGAGUACAGUGCAGACGGGGGUGAGAGGAGAGACGUUUACAAGGUGCAGUCGGGGGAGGAGAGUACACAGGUGCAGAGGGGGAGAGAGUACCAGGUGAAGACGGAGGAGAAGAGAGUACUCAGGUGCAGACGGAGGAGAAGAGGUGUCAGGAGUGUGGAGGGAGAGUCCACAGGAGCAGAGGGGAGAGAGUACACAGGUGCAGGACGGGGGGAGAGGGUACACUGGUUUGCAGACGGUGGGGAGAGAGGUACACAGGUGCAGACGGGGCGAGAGAUUACUAGGAGCAGUUCGGAAGGAGUAGAGUCACAGGUCUGCAGACGGGAGGAGAGAUGGCGUGCAGGAGGAGAGAGUCCACAGGUGCAGGACGGGAGGAGAGAGUACACAGGUGCAGAGGGGGAAGAGAGAGUACACUGGUGCAGACGGUGGGGGAGAGAGAAGAGAGUACACAGGUGUGACGGGGGCGAGGCGAGUACACAGGUGCAGACGGAGGAGAGAGUACACGGUGCAGACGGAGGAGAGAGGUGUCAGGAGGGAGUGGAGGCACAGGUGCAGACGUGGAGGGGGAGGAGAGAUACAACAGUGCCAGUCGGGGGAGAGGAAGAGAGUACACAGGUGCUGACGGGGGGAGAGAGAGAGUACACGGUGCAGACGAGGUGGGAGAGCGUACACAGGUGCAGACGGAGGAGAGAGUACAAGGUGCAGAGGAGGAGGAGAGGGUGUAAGGAGGAUGAGAGUCCUAGGGUGCAGACGGGGAGGAGGAGAGUACACAGGUUGCAGGACGGGGGGAGAGAGUACACAGGUGAGGAGGGGUGGAGAGAGUACACAGGUGUGCAGACGGGGGAGAGAGUACACAGGUGCAGACGGAGGUGA